GGGAGAGAAGAGUUGGGGGUUGAGCUCCGAGCAUAAACGUAGAUUUCAGAGUUAAAAGUUGCGCUGAACGCCAGCAGCUCCUAAAGAGGCUCGGGACUUGUUGAGCUUCACGAGAGAGAGAGAAAAAAGAAAACAAACAACAACAACAACAAAAACACAAGGCAAAGAAACACGCACGACUUGGGACUUAUCUUCUUUUAAUAAUUUUUCCUCAUAUCUAUAUGUUCAUAUUUUUGUUUCUUUCUCUUUUGCACGCACGCAUGUGACGUUUAGAAGCGGCGCUCUAUUUAUUAUUUACCUCGAAGAAAGUUGGCGAUUUUGUUUUUGUUCCGCCAAUGAGAAAUAAAAGAAAGACGGCAACUGAGCAACAGAAACGGACGGAACGCAGAAGCUGAAAAGAAAGAGAGAGAAAAAACAACACAAACUGUUUUCUCCCGUUUGCAGGUGAUCGGAAGCGAUGCGAGAUUUGAAGAAACGUGUGGAUUAAUCAGCGCGAGGAAGCGACCCGGACGGCUGAUUAUUACCGCUGAGACCGACGCUGUGACCGCUCAGACUUUUAGCGCGUGCUGCUGCUCGAGCCCGAGUGUAUGAACGUUUGAGCGAGAGAGCAAAAGAAAGACAGAGAGAUGGACGUGGGUGCGGAGCAGCCUCGCUGGAUGAGCCACCACCACCCGGUGAUCAACGGGCAGCACCCUGAUUCGCAUCACCCCGGACUGGGACACUCCUACAUGGACCCCGCGCAGUACCCGCUCCCAGAUGACAUGGAUGUAUUGUUUAAUAUCGACGGGCAGGGCAACCACCCGUACUACGGGAACCGGGCCGUACAGAGGUACCCACCUCCGCACAGUAGUCAGGUGUGUCGUCCGUCCUUGCUGCACGGUUCCCUGCCCUGGCUGGACGGCAGCAAAGGCAUUGGCCCACACCACAGCGCCUCUCCGUGGAACCUGGGGCCCUUCCCAAAAACCCCACUACACCACCAUGGUUCCCCAGGGGCCCUGUCUGUCUACCCACCAGUGUCCUCUUCUUCCUCCUCUUCCUCUUCCUCGCUGUCUGCCGGACACUCCAGCCCACACCUUUUCACCUUCCCUCCAACCCCACCCAAGGACGUGUCCCCAGACCCGUCCAUUUCCACUCCGGGCUCUGGCUCGUCCGUGGUGCGACCGGAGGACAAAGAGUGUAUUAAGUACCAGCUGCCCGAGAGCAUGAAGCUGGACCCGGCCCAUAGCCGGAGCAUGGCCAGCAUCGGCGCAGGGGCAUCCGCCGCCCACCACCCCAUCGCCACUUACCCUUCUUAUGUGUCCGAUUACGGGCCGGGCCUCUUCCCACCAAGUAGCCUCAUAGGUGGGUCCUCUUCUAGUUAUGGUUCCAAAACAAGACCAAAAACGAGGUCCUCUUCAGAGGGCAGAGAGUGUGUGAACUGCGGGGCCACCUCUACUCCGCUGUGGAGGCGCGACGGGACCGGACAUUACCUCUGCAACGCGUGCGGACUCUACCACAAAAUGAACGGCCAGAACAGACCGCUCAUCAAACCCAAGAGGAGGCUGUCUGCCGCAAGGCGAGCGGGGACUUCGUGUGCUAACUGUCAAACAACCACCACGACGCUGUGGAGGAGAAACGCGAAUGGAGAUCCGGUGUGUAACGCCUGCGGUCUCUACUUCAAACUGCACAAUGUCAACCGACCACUCACCAUGAAGAAGGAGGGCAUCCAGACCCGGAACAGGAAGAUGUCCAGCAAGUCCAAGAAGAGCAAAAAGUCGCAGGACAGCAUGGACGACUUCUCCAAGAGCCUGAUGGAGAAGAGCAGCUCCUUCAGCCCAGCCGCGCUGUCACGUCACAUGACCUCCUUUCCGCCCUUCUCGCACUCCGGCCACAUGCUGACCACGCCCACUCCCAUGCAUCCUUCUUCUAGCUUACCGUUUGCCCCCCACCACCCCUCCAGUAUGGUCACCGCUAUGGGUUAGGCCGCUCCUGCUACCUCUGGACCACCCUGACCAUGACCUUUGACCUCAGCACGGUCAGCCUGAACCCCUUGACCUUUGACCCCAGUGACCCUUGAACCUGCUCUCUCUCUCCUUGAACCCAGCCCACAGUCGACUGCUGGAGAUUUUGUCUCAACUGUAAGCCCUGCCCCCUAAAAAACUUUUGUAUUCCUCACUCCACAUUUUCACCACUGCUUAAAAACAGAGAAAGGGAGGAAGAGAGAGAGAGAGAAACAGAGAUAGAGACUUUCGUCAUCCUCCUUUCAGCAUGAUCACGAUCAAUCCCAGCGUUCGUGUACAGAUGCCCCUCCUCUUUCAUCAUGGACUCAUUCGAAGGUGAAAGCAUCAUCCAAAAAGUUUGCAAACUUUGAAAAAAAAACU
This is a messenger RNA of Colossoma macropomum (tambaqui), 2360 nucleotides long. It is a transcript of the gene gata3, whose product is annotated as GATA binding protein 3. The transcript is spliced from 5 exons. Lineage: Eukaryota; Metazoa; Chordata; Actinopteri; Characiformes; Serrasalmidae. The record is from RefSeq and is a predicted model, not a curated record. Gene Ontology annotation, molecular function: DNA-binding transcription factor activity, RNA polymerase II-specific; zinc ion binding; RNA polymerase II cis-regulatory region sequence-specific DNA binding. Gene Ontology annotation, cellular component: nucleus. The coding region runs from base 627 to 1961 and encodes 444 amino acids. Gene Ontology annotation, biological process: cell fate commitment; regulation of epithelial cell differentiation; negative regulation of transcription by RNA polymerase II.